Selaginella moellendorffii is the source of this 4250-nucleotide messenger RNA. RefSeq lists its product as uncharacterized. The transcript has 11 exons. Gene Ontology annotation, biological process: negative regulation of DNA-templated transcription. The coding region runs from base 779 to 4180 and encodes 1133 amino acids. The record is from RefSeq and is a predicted model, not a curated record. NCBI's taxonomy places the organism in Eukaryota, Viridiplantae, Streptophyta, Lycopodiopsida, Selaginellales, Selaginellaceae. Gene Ontology annotation, molecular function: zinc ion binding; transcription corepressor activity; acyltransferase activity, transferring groups other than amino-acyl groups.
GCAAAGGUGGUGUGGUGCUCUUCCUUGAUUUGAUUAGCUUAUGAGUUUGAGCUUGGAGCUAUGGCGGAUUUACCUGGGAAGGAGGAGAGCUACCUAUACGGCCUUAAAUAGCUAGCUGAGAGGAAGAAGAAGCGUCCCUCCCUGUCCUCCCUCUCUCUCUCUCUCUCUCUCUCUCCUCUCUCUCGCUUUCUUCGUUUUCUGGGAAUGUGGUAUGGAGGAAAUCCCGUUGCGAGGUUUCUGGCGACGACCAGGAGGGGGAAAGAGAAGAAGAAGACGAAGAAGCAAAUACGUUUAGAUUGAUGGAUGGAUGGAUUGAUUGAUAGAUCCAGCAAGCACGUGUGGAGCUAGCGAGAGCAGCGCAGUGGGGUCGCUCUGGCACGCGCUAAUCCGGAGGAUCGCGUGAGCUCGAUGAUUUUCUGGAGCUCUCUCGCGAUGGAUUGAUUGCUUGAUAGCGGCCAUUGACGGGGAGGUGGCUGCUGGCGGCGAAUUUCCCCGUCGCCCUAGCGCAGCUUACCCGGCGCAUCGAUCGAUGGGUUCUUCCCAACCGCAAAUGACGGAGAUCAUCCCAACUCCUCGGAAAUUUAGGGUUCUUGGGAUAACUUGAUAAACCCUAAAAUCUUCUUUCUCUGGGACGAGCGAUUGUGCUGCCGCUGCGGGACCAGCGCGUCGCGGCGUGCAGCUGGAAGGCCCGGCCGCUGGAGAGGCGGGCGAAAGAUCUCCAGGGUUUUCGGAGCUAGGGCAUGCGGCAUUGCAUGCAGCGGCAGCAGGAGCGCGAGCGAUGGAGGUGGAUGUGUGCGACGAUUCUCGCUUUCUUGCCGGGGAGCUUGUCGAGGUCAGGAAGAAUGGAACGCGAAUUUGCUGGUGCCCGGCAAAGGUUGUGGAGGCCCGAGCUAGAAUUAGGAUAGUGGAGUACGAUUCUGGUGGGAAAGAAUCGAUUUCUCUAGGCAGGAAUUCCGAGGCAUCCAGUCGGGUGAGACCAAGACCGCCGGAUCGCUCGGAAAUGUGUCGUGGAGACUGGCAGAGGGGGCUCCGCGUAGAGGCAUUCGACGAUUCUUGGCGAGAAGGCCUGCUGCUGGACGUUCCCGGGGUCUUCUCGACGCAUGUACAGGUGUUCUUCCCGGAUGACGGGGAGAAGCAGGAGUUUAGUGUGGAUAGUUUGAGGGUAUCCCAGGCAUGGGAUGCUUCAACAAAUGCGUGGAGUGGCAGGGGUUGCGGGGCUUUGGACGGCGUGGUUGACGCUGGAAUUAGCAGGUUUUCGAAGCCUCAAAAGACCUUUCAGCGGAAGAAGAAGCGGAAAGAAGUGGAGAGCGUGGAACCCGAGGCCAAGAAACCGAAGAAGGAAGUUCAAGUAAAGCAGGAACUCGAUGGGAUUCAACCGGAAGCUCUUCAGACUGGUGCUUCCUCAGACUUGGUGGUGGAUGUCAAGAACGAGUCGUUAGAGCCCGAGUGGAUGGAAGACAGUGAUUUGAAGCCGGAUAAUUCACGUACGUUCCAGCCGGACGGCGACGGCGAAGGUUACUGCCUCACAAGGACGCUGUCGAUUCCUGUGUGCUGCAUAAACACGCAGGCGGAGGAUUCGUUGUUUGGAGACGAGCACAAGGUUAGCGAGGACGACAAAGUUGACGGGAGUUGUAGCGAGCGUGCCUUGUGCACGAUGGAUAGCAGCAGCCAGGGGAGCUUUCAUUCUGCUCACGACGUGAAUGUCGAGCGGAACAGACUGGCUCUUUCGCGAAUGCUCAAGAGGCAGAAGGUUCCCAUUGAUUACAGCCGGAGAGAGGAGUCACUCAAGGCCGCUCGCGAGAAUGCGAUCAAGAACCUUGAGGAGUCCGGCUGGAAGAAGGGUUACAGAGAGAGACAUCGAGAGAGUCGAGUUUCCAAUGAGGCCUACUACAUCUCACCGGAUGGGACUAGCUAUCACUCGCUGACUUCGGCAUGCAAGGCUUGGAUGCAGCAGAACAAAAACGUCCCCAAGCCUGUGAGGGACGCCAUGCACUCGUAUCAGCUUCAAAUAAUCGUGAGAAGGAAGCCUGGGGAGCUGCUACCUGAUUCAAAUGGCGGAAAGAGGAGGUUGAGGGCAUCGAAGAAACUGGACCCGUCAAUGAAGUCCAAGAAGAGCGAACGGCCAAGGCUGAACGCUCUUUUGUUGGCUCCAGAUAGGGGGAAGCAGGAUGGCGGAGACGAGAAGGCCAACAAGCGCAUGUCGAUUUUCUCCUGGCUUAUAGACGGAGAAAUCUUAUCAGAGGGCGCUGCGGUCUCAUACGUGAACAAGGACUCAAACCAAGUUGCGAGUGGGGUGAUCAGUCGCGAUGGAAUCUUGUGCAAGUGCUGCAACGAGGUGUUUAGCAUGACGAGCUUCCAGGUUCACGCAGGCGAUGAAGUUCACAGGACGGCCGCACUGCUAACUCUGGAAGAUGGCCGCUCUGUGCUUGAGUGCCAGAAGCAGGCCCUCAAGAAGAUAGAGCAAGCGAAGUGCGAUGAGCCUGCGAACGGGCAGCUUACCGUGGAUGAAAGUGAUGAAUGUUGCGGUCUCUGCGGAGAGGGUGGUCAGCUCAUAUGCUGUGAUCACUGCCCAGCAACGUUCCACCUCCAUUGUAUUCUGCUAAAGAGCCUUCCGGAAGGAGAUUGGUUCUGUCCGAGGUGCCGCUGUCCUGUUUGUGGCGCUGGUCAGUUCGAUGGGCGCGAAGUUUUAUAUUGCACCCAAUGCGAACGUAACUAUCAUGUCGAGUGUCUCAACGACGGAGGCGCGUCUUUUGCUUCAAGUCGUUUCUGUAGCCAAACGUGUCGAAAGAUCUUCUGUGGCCUUAGAGAACUCGUCGGAAAAACGAGCCCCAUGGACGGAGGAUUUAGUUGGACCCUUCUCCGUUCCGCGGACCUUGACGAGGAUGCGGAUAUGGAAACGGUAACCGCACACUGUAGUAAAAUUGCCCUCGCUCUUAGCGUGAUGCGAGAGUGCUUCUCGCCCAUGAUUGAUCCCCGGAGCAAAAUCGACAUAAUUGCUCAUAUUUUGAAGAAUCGAAGUGCCGAUGUGAAAAGGCUGGAUUUUCGUGGAUUUUACACCAUCCUCUUGGAAAACAACAAAGAUGAGCUCAUAUCAGUUGCUGCUGUUAGAGUUCAUGGCACCAGUAUUGCGGAGAUGCCACUGAUUGGAACGCGGCUUCAAUAUCGUAGGCAAGGAAUGUGCCGGCGGCUUUUGGAGGUGAUCGAGCAGGUGCUCAGAUCACUGAAUGUACAUACAUUGGUUUUGCCGGCGGUUCCCGAGCUUCUAGACACUUGGAUCGGUGCUUUCGGCUUUCAGAAAGUCUCGCCUUUCCAAUCAGUCCGGCUCCUGGAGCUGAGCAUUGUUGGAUUUCCGGGAACGAAAGUUUUGCAGAAACCUCUGACGUGGUUGAAUUUGUGCCGAAAGAUUGCGCCACCUCUAGCGGAGAAGCCCUGGGCGCCAGGCAGCAAGUUGCAUAUGGGACUUGAACCGGAGCCGAGGAGGAAGCCUAAACAACAGAAACAUCCAGCACCGAAAACAGAAGAAAUCAGCAAAGAAGUUGGAACUCCGACGCCUGUUUUGCCAGAGCCUGGUAAUGCAGUGGCUCUUCUCCAAGAGGAAGUUCCAGCCUUGAAGGAAGGACCCACAGAGGACUCGAGGAUAGUUGUUGCCAAAACGAGAUCGAACCGGCUGGUGAAAACAUCGAAAAGAGUGGCCGAGGCUUUGAAGACGCUCACAAACAAGAAGUUUCAGCCGCCGGAAGACGCAGCGGAAGAAACGGAGGAGGUGGAGAACACCAGCGAGUUAUCGUUUCUAAAGCUGGGAUCGUCACAUAUCGUUCUAGACAGCGCGGAGCUCGGCGCUGCUCCCACGGCCAGCGGCUCGGAGAUCGUAGAGCUCGCGUCCUCAAACAACGAGACGAGAGAAGAAGAGAACAGCCACGCCGUGGUGGUGGAUCCAAAAGAAACUUUGGAGCAACAGCAGGCUACUCCGGAGAACAAGAGCGACGAGCUCGUCUUUCUCUCCAGGAUGAAGGGAAAGACGUGCGUUACCUGUGGAACCAGCGAGACACCGAUGUGGAGAAAAGAUCCAGGAGGUAUUAAGCACUUGUGCAAUGCUUGCGGCAUUCGAUCGAAGAAGAAACAGCACCAAAACUCAACCGAGAAUUUCACUUGGGAGUACGAAGAAGAAUGUGAGUGUUGAUACAGGAGUUUUUCAUUCAAUGGACAAGAAGAAAAAAAGAGAAAGAAAAAGAAAAGGCCGUUAGAUCGCU